AUGGUAAAUUAUGGGACAAACACUUGUGAAGAAGAGAAAGACACCAUUGAGGUAGAGAGGUCCACUCAAGCACCAAAAAAUUACAUGCUAAAAAAGAAUGAAGAAAACCCAAGGCAAAGCACCACCGAGGAGCUGCAAAUAGGUAAAGAAAGGGCUGCAUCAUCUCCAAAGUUAGUGAAACCGUUACCCAAAAUCAAUCCCCCAUUCCCUCAAAGGCUCAAAAAGAGAAAUGAUGGUGAAAAAUUCAAAAAAAUCCUAUCUGUGUUCAAGUCGCUUUCCAUAAACCUUCCAUUAGUGGAAGCAUUGGUUGAGAUGCCGGGGUACAUGAAAUUCAUGAAGGAGCUAUUUCCCAAAGAGUUAUACGACUUGGGGGCAAGUAUAAACUUGAUGCCAUAUGCCAUCUUCAUGCAACUUGGGUUUGGUGAACCAAAAUCAACAACAAUGCUACUGCUUAUGGCUGAUCCGUCUAUCAAACACCCCACUAGAAUACUUUAUGAUAUAUUGGUGAAGGUGGAUAGAUUUAUCUUUCCAGGUGACUUGGUUAUUUUGGAUUGUGAUAUUGAUGCAGAGGUGCAUAUUAUUAUGUGUAGACCAUUUUUGGCAACUAGAAGAGCUCUAGUGGAUGUUGAAAGUGGUGAGUUGAAGUUCAGGGUAAAUGAAGAGGAGGUUACCUUCAAUGUGUGCAAAUCACUAAGGCAACCUAGUGACAUUCAUGUAAUUUCAACAAUUGAUAUGAUUGAUGAAGCAAUGGCUAAUGUGAGUUAA
Molecule: messenger RNA, 765 nt
Organism: Solanum verrucosum
Lineage: Eukaryota; Viridiplantae; Streptophyta; Magnoliopsida; Solanales; Solanaceae
Exons: 2
Coding region: 1-765 (254 amino acids)
Source: RefSeq, a predicted model, not a curated record